Molecule: messenger RNA, 971 nt
Organism: Erythranthe guttata (spotted monkey flower)
Lineage: Eukaryota; Viridiplantae; Streptophyta; Magnoliopsida; Lamiales; Phrymaceae
Product: cold-regulated protein 27
Biological process (GO): regulation of circadian rhythm; response to cold
Source: RefSeq, a predicted model, not a curated record
UCGUAGUUCCAACUACAAAAAAUUAAAAUAAAAAAUUUAAUUAAUUUUUGUUUCUGCUUUCGAAGAUUUGAAGGUUCGGACAAGGUUAUGGGAGAUUCGGAGUAUACUUAUGGGGUGGGUGCAAGAAAUUGCGACGAGCAAGAAGAGACUUCGAAUUUGGUGGUGGCAACAGAAUCGAAGCCCGCAGAAUGGACAGACGAGAAACACAGCUUGUAUCUCAAAUCAAUGGAAGCUACAUUCGUCAACCAGUUGUACAAAUCAUUGAAUUUGUUAUCAGGGUCAAAAUCGUCCAAGCAGAACACCGCCUCCGGUGGUCCUUCUAGCCAGUUUAAGGUUCUUCGUGAUGGAUGUUGGUCGAAAAUCGAGUUUAAGGGAGACAGAGAAGAAGUUAACCAAGAGGAGGAAGGUGUUCUUUUUGCGAAUCCAUGGAUCCAGCACUAUAGAUCCUCUUCAGAAAAACAACCAAUCAGAAAAGUACGCGCCAAAGAUUCUUCAGCUACAACUCUCAAUCAAAAAUCCGCCCGUAACUUUAACUUGUGGAAUCGAAAUUCUAGCAAGAAAGAGAUGACAGAUCAGAACUUUAACGAUGAAGAUAUCGAAGAAGAGAAGUUUGACAGGGUACACGAAAUUAAGAGAACGAGAACAUCCAUCGAUAUAGCUUUGAGAAACGAUCAAGUUGUCCCCUUUGAAAAGAAUGUUCAAGUGGAUGGUGUUGCUGAAGAUUAGAAAGAAGAGAUUUUUGAUAAGCUCUUAAUUAUUGCACAAAUGUAGUCCACAUGAUUAUUAUUACAAGUUGUCUUAAUACUCCCACAAGGGAUGAGUUUGGCAGGCCCUUUUUUUUUUUUUUUUAAUAAAACUAGAGUCCUCAAUAAUUAAUUUCAGUACAAGGAUUUAUUUUCCUUAUUAGAGAUCAAAUCUAAGAUGUAAUGUUAAUUUUUUUUCAAGAUGAUAGUACAUUUUUUUUUAUUAUU